UAAUUUUUAUCAAACGUUUAAUGGCAUCGGAAGACAAUAGACUGCUUUACUCUUAAAAUAUAGUUAAAGGUUUUUAAUUACGUCGGAAAUGUUAACAAAAACAUUUGUAGUUUUCUGCAUUCUGUUGCCAAUCAUUGGAACUAUAAAUGGAUUUAUUGUGGAUAAAAAAUUAAACGAAACUCCUUGCAAACGUAUUCCACCUCGUGAUAAAGGUAACGAUACAUUCUCGCCUUACAUUUUGAAUGGACAACCGGCUGAUAUCAGGAAUUAUCCGUUCAAAUUAUCUUUACACAUAUUCGAAAGAUUUGAAUGCAGCGCAAGUGUAAUUUCUCCCAUAUGGAGUCUAACAGCAGGACAUUGUGUCGAGUCACGAAUUUCACCGGAAUAUAUAACGCUCAUUGGUGGUACUUCAAAUCGAGCUGUAGGAGGAUAUCUGUUUAAUGUUGAAGAAUAUCACAUUCAUCCAGACUAUAAUCCACUUACACUUGAUUGUGAUGCAGCGGUUAUGAGAAUUCGUGGAGCUUUUUGGGGUGUCCCUAAUAUUAGACCAGUUAUUCUAGCCAAUGAAGCAUGUCGAACUAAUGCUGGUUCCAUUGUGAAGCUUGCUGGAUGGGGCCUGAAUGAAGUUGGAUACUAUCCCAAUGACUUGUUCGAAAUUCAUCAAGAAAUUAUUGACAAUGAUUCUUGUUAUUUGAAUUGGGGUGGUGAUAUCACGGAUAGAAUGCUUUGUGCAGCAGUGGAAAAUGAGGUUGACAGUUGCAGUGGUAAGCUAUACCAGCUGUUUAUCAAAUUCGGGUGUCUUCAAGUCGGUAUAAUUUCUUUUGGUAGCAACAUUUGCGGAUAUCCGAUUCCAAGCGUUUUUACUCGUGUUGAAAAUCCUUUAAUUCGGGGAUUUAUCAGAUAUUACGCUCGAGUUUAACAUUUUGUGAAUUAUUAAAUUUCGGGUAACACAAAGCUUUGUAAUUGGGUUUGCAACUAGCAAUAAUAAGCUUUUGCAAACUCUGAAUUUAAACUUCAUUCUUAAAGCGAUGUGUUUCUCGAUAAUUUCAAACAAAACAUUUUUUCCUGUUCUUUAAAAUAAAGUUUUUGAAAAGUAAGGAUUGCAUGGAGCUCGACGAUGUUUUGAAUACAUUAAUUUAAAAACAUUCGAUAGUUUUGAUUGCAAAUUUAUAACUUUUAAAUUUUUCAAUAAUAAUUUCAAUGAUGCA
Messenger RNA from Chironomus riparius, 1208 nucleotides. Lineage: Eukaryota; Metazoa; Arthropoda; Insecta; Diptera; Chironomidae. The record is from the annotation of a GenBank genome assembly.